AUUUUAGUCCAUAUUUACUUUUAGGUGGUGAAAGGCCUCAACGAAUCUCUAAAAAAUCAAAAUUUAAUUUAUUUGGUUUUUUAACACUUAUAAUUAAAACAAACACUAAAUUUCAGUAUAUAAAAUGGCUCCAAGAAAUAAGGAACAAGAAGCUGAAGUUUUACAAUGGAUUUUUGAUGUACUUGGCGAAAAAGUACCAAGUGGAAACUAUGAAGAUAUUUUACGUGAUGGCGUUGUUUUAUGUAAAUUAGCAAAUAAAUUAACACCAGGUUCGGUGAAAAAAAUUCAAGAAAAAGGUACAAAUUUUCAAUUAAUGGAAAAUGUUCAAAGAUUUCAAGCAGCAAUUAAAAAAUAUGGUGUACCAGAAGAAGAAAUUUUCCAAACAGCUGAUCUUUUUGAAAGAAGAAAUAUACCACAAGUUACAUUAUGCCUUUAUGCUCUUGGUCGUAUUACACAAAAACAUCCAGAAUUCAAUGGACCGACCUUAGGACCAAAAAUGGCUGAAAAGAAUGAAAGAACUUUCACUGAAGAACAAUUACGGGCUCAUGAAGGUGAACUUAAUCUUCAAAUGGGAUUCAAUAAGGGUGCAUCACAAUCAGGCCACGGUGGUUUUGGUAAUACUCGUCAUAUGUAGCCUGUAUAUUUCUUUUUAUAACAUUUACGAAUUUUUGUUUUACUACAUAUUAUAUGCAUGUAUGUACAUAUUUGUACAAUUGCUUUAAAUUUUCUUAUAUAUAAUAUGCAAGUAUAAAUUAUAUGUAAAAACAUUGUGGAAACUAAAUAAAAUAUGGGAAAAUUUCUAUUUUAAGGACAACAAAUAAAAACAAAAU
Condylostylus longicornis is the source of this 830-nucleotide messenger RNA. RefSeq names its product myophilin. Gene Ontology annotation, molecular function: actin binding. NCBI's taxonomy places the organism in Eukaryota, Metazoa, Arthropoda, Insecta, Diptera, Dolichopodidae. Gene Ontology annotation, biological process: actomyosin structure organization. The transcript is spliced from 4 exons. Bases 125 to 634 code for a protein of 169 amino acids. The record is from RefSeq and is a predicted model, not a curated record.